Molecule: messenger RNA, 3518 nt
Organism: Gigantopelta aegis
Lineage: Eukaryota; Metazoa; Mollusca; Gastropoda; Neomphalida; Peltospiridae
Product: islet cell autoantigen 1-like
Exons: 13
Coding region: 98-1711 (537 amino acids)
Biological process (GO): regulation of transport
Cellular component (GO): Golgi apparatus
Molecular function (GO): protein domain specific binding
Source: RefSeq, a predicted model, not a curated record
UAACAAUAUGGCGUACUGAUGACAACAGAACAGGUGGUGGGAAGGAUUUUAAGAAGGUUUGUGUUGCUGUUGGUACCUAAACGGAUAAUCUAUCACGAUGUCGAAUCACGGCUACUAUGGAAUGGAGUACGACCGUACGGUUGAAAACACGAACACGUCAACGCUACACAAGAUGAAAGAGACGUACUGGACCACGAAGCAGGCUGUCAUCAAGAAACUCGGCAAGAAGGAGGACGAACACAUCGUCGCCUCGGACGCACAGCUAGACGCCAAACUCGAGGUGUUCAAAGCUGUGCAGAAAUCCUGUAUGGACUUGCUAAGAGUUAUAGAGCGAUACCAAGACCGGCUGUGUGCAUUGUCUCAGGAAGAGAACACAAUGGGUCGGUUUCUCAAGUCACAGAGCGGCCAUGACAAGACUCGAGCUGGCAAGAUGAUGGCUGCUGUAGGAAAAUCACAGAGCUUUGCAGCACAACAGAGGUUAGCUCUACGUGUGCCCCUAGUUAGACUAUAUCAAGAAGUGGAAACGUUUCGCUACCGGGCAAUUUCCGAUACGCUAGUCACCAUUAACAGAAUGGAGGGUGCACGCACGGAGUACAGGGGCGCCCUCUUGUGGAUGAAGAACGUAUCAGAAGAGCUUGACCCGGACAUGUACAACAGACUUGAAAAAUUCAGAAAGGUUCAGAGUCAGGUUCGUAAAACGAAAUCGCGUUUCGACAAGCUGAAACUGGACGUGAUGCAGAAGGUGGACCUGCUAGCCGCGAGUAGGUGUAACAUGUUCUCUCACGUACUGGCUAACUACCAGUCCACCCUGCUACACUUCUGGGAGAAGACCUCGCGGACAAUGUCUGCCGUCGCCGAGAGCUUCAAAGGAUAUCAGUAUUACGAGUUUAACAUGCUAAAGGAGUUAGCAGAGCCCAGUAAGAAAUUAGUGGAAGACGCGGCUACGAGAGAAACUCCGCAGAAAGAUACUGAUGAUUUCGACUCUGCCAAGUUGUUGGAUUUUGAAAGUGAACUGGCUGAUGAAACGUCACAGGAGAAGAAAGCAACGUCAAUAAGUCAAGUUACGAAAGAGAAAAAUGGUCAGAAAGCUGGUGAAGACGAAUUCGGCCCAUUCAUGGAUUUUGACGUUGAAGAAGAUGAUUCUAUAAACCCAGCAAAUGAGGAUUUCGAUUUUAGUGGAAAAAUUCUCGAAGCUAGAGAAAAGAACAAAGAGAUGGCCAAGAAAGGCCCGACCGACCUGCUCACUGAUGACCUAGAGCAGGAUGAUGCUGACAAGGACGACAUGACGCUGCUGAAUGAGAUACUCAACGCACCAUCCACGGGUGAGGACGAGUUCACGCAGGAGUGGCAGGCCGUGUUCGGCUUGAACCAGCCCCCCACCUCCCCUACCCUUCUCCUCGCCGAGACCGACCAGCCCAAGACCACGGCCGAGUUCAUGCCAUCCAGCCUGCUCGAUCUGAGUUCGCAGAUGUCGACUAUCAACAUUGGACAAGGCGAGCAAGCUAAAAUUCCCAUUGGUGCAAAAGAGAAGUCCACACUUGCUGCAGCCGGCGGUGCUUCACAACAAAAACAAGGAAAAUCAAAACAGCAGAAUCCACCUAAAAAGGGGCAGAAAGGUGACAUGUCUGCAUGGUUCAACCUCUUUGCUGACCUUGACCCCCUGUCAGAUCCUGAUGCAAUUGGUCGAGAGGAGAAACCGGGAGCUUUGUAAUCGAUUCUCAGAAAAAAAUAUCACAGAAUCUUCUUGCUGCAUCGUCAAGUUAUUUGUCGAAUCAAUUCUCAGAAAAUAUCACAGAAUCUUUUUGCUGGGUCGUCAGUUAUUUGUCAAAUCGAUUCUCAGAAGAUAUCACAGAAUCUUCUUGCUGGGUCGUCAGUUAUUUGUUGAAUGUUUUCACAAACUCUGGAGUGCUGUGAAAAGACAUCUGAUCGAGUGUUAUGAACAUGUUAACUCGUGUUAUACAAAUCUCUCUGUUAUAAAAAGACUUUGUCAGUAUAUAAGAAUUGUUAACCAGUUAUAGAAAUCUCAGUGUAUACGGUUGUUUUUUGUCUAGGGCUAUUGAAAUGUCAGUGUUUUUAGAACUCUGCUGGUGUUUAAUGUCAAUUACCAGUUAUAAUUAUUGGAAUUAAUUUUGCAAAAAUAAACUUCUAACCACUUUUAUUUUUAAAAAAAAGAAUCUCAACCAGUUCUAAAAAUCUCAGCUAGUUUCAGGGAAAUAUCAUCUGCAUGUAGUUUUAUCAAAAUCUCGGUCAGGUAUAAAAAUCUCAACUAACUUUAUAAAAAAUAUCUGUGUUAAAAUCAGUUUAAAAAAAAAAUUGCAACAAGUUAAAAAAAACCCCAUCUCAACUGUAGUUUGGUCAAAAUAUGAAGGACUUAUAAAUUUAAACUUUAUAUCCAAUUUUUUUUAAAUCUCAAAAUAAUCUACCAGUGCUAUAAAACUUUAAUUAUAAAAAUAUCGAUCUAUUUAAGAUUAUUUCUCUAACUAACUCAAUUUAGAAAAGUAGCAGAUUUUAGUAUAAAAUGGGGAGAGGGUGGAAUAAGUAAGAUGUGCAAUGAUGUUGACAGUGGGAUAAGGGGGAGGGUAGGGUGAAUUUGGGGAGGGAGAUGGAGUGGAAUAAAUCUGGUAUUAUAAAUGGGGGAGAGAGUGGGAUAUGGAAGAAGGUGGAAUAAAUUGUGUAUAAAAUGGGGAGAAAUUGGGAUAAUGGACAAGUGGAAUGACGUGUAUAAAUUGUGAAGAGUGGGAUUAAAUAAGUCUGGUAUAAAAUGGGGAGAAAUUGGGAUACGGGACAAGUGGAUUGAGUUGUAUAAAUUGUGAAGAGUGGGAUUAAAUAAGUCUGGUAUAAAAUGGUGAGAAAUUGGAAGAGUGGGAUUAAGGGAGAGGGUGCAAUAAGUCUGGUAUUAAAUGUGGAUAAAUUGGGAUACGGGACAAGUGGAAUGAGUUGUAUAAAUUGGGAAGAUUGGGAUUAAGGGAGAGGGUGCAAUAAGUCUGGUAUUAAAUGGGGAUAAAUUGGGAUACGGGACAAGUGGAAUGAGUUGUAUAAAUUGGGAAGAGUGGGAUUAAGGGAGAGGGUGCAAUAAGUCUGGUAUUACAUUGGGAUACGGGACAAGUGGAAUAAGUUGUAUAAAUUGGGAAGAGUGGGAUUAAGGGAGAGGGUGCAAUAAGUCUGGUAUUAAAUUGGGAUAAAUUGGGAUACGGGACAAGUGGAAUGAGUUGUAUAAAUUGGAAGAUGGAUUAAGGAAAAGGGUGCAAUAAGUCUGGUAUAAAAUGGGGAUAAACUGGGAUACGGGACAAGUGGAAUGAGUUGUAUAAAUUGGGAAGAGUGGGAUUAAGGGAGAGGGUGCAAUAAGUCUGGUAUUAAACGGGGAGAGAUUGGGAUAUAAGUUAGAGGGUGGAAUAACAAUGAUAUCAGCUUUUUUGGACGAGUGUUUUUCUAGUCACAUUAAUUUAUUAACUGGAUAUUGAAACAGGAUACAAUAAUAAUAUGCAAACAGAUAAAAUGUAUGAGAGUAAUUAAAAUUA